Pocillopora meandrina is the source of this 4514-nucleotide messenger RNA. NCBI's taxonomy places the organism in Eukaryota, Metazoa, Cnidaria, Anthozoa, Scleractinia, Pocilloporidae. The record is from the annotation of a GenBank genome assembly.
AUGGGUGGGCAUCAACAACUAUCAAUUUGUUUCUUGGCAGUUUACAUUCUCCUCUCCAUCACAGCAUUUGCUGGGAAUUCUCUCAUCCUUGUUGCCCUUUAUAAAGAAUCUUCCCUACAUCCGCCGUCCAAACUCCUGUAUCGUUGUCUGGCAACCACUGAUCUGUUGGUUGGUCUUGUUGCCCAGCCUCUCUAUGCUACAUAUUGGAUGUCCGUGUUUCAAGAACAUUGGAGCCGUUGUCGAUACGCCAGGGACGCAGGCUACGUCACAAGCUAUGUAUUGAUUUUAGUGUCUUUGAUGACGAUGACGGCCAUAAGCGUGGACAGACUUCUCGCCCUGUUGUUGGGGCUGAGAUACAAACAAAUUGUAACUUUGAAGCGCACGUAUAUCAUUGUAACUACCUUUUGGGUUUUUAACAUUGUCGCCUCUUUAUGUGGAAUUUUUUAUCCUAGUAUAAUCUAUUUGUACAGCUGCCUAGUUUCACCAUUUUGCCUGGUAAUAUCCUUCGCAUCGUACACAAAGAUUUUUUGCACUCUCAGAAAUCAUCAAGCACAAGUAGGAGAUCAACAACGGACGAGCCAAACAAAUGCACUGAACAUGGCACGAUUCAGAAAGGCAGUGGACAGUGCACUGUGGGUGCAGUUAGCAUUAGUUGUUUGUUAUGCGCCAAUGUAUACAGUGGAAAUUGUGGUCACUCGCACUAACAAAUGCUCAUUACUCUUAGUCGUCGUACGGAAAGUAGCAAUUAUUUUACUUUACUUUAAUUCGACUUUAAACCCGUUCCUAUACUGCUGGAAGAUUAGUGCAGUGAGACAAGCAGUGAAGCGGACACUGAAAGAAGCUCUUUGCUAAAAUAGGUCUUUCUUGAGUUGUUCAUCAGACUUUCAAAGCAGGCUUAUAAAGUCACGAUUAUUAUUAGAGAGCAGUCGUUAAAUAAGUUAUUGGAUAAAACCAAAUAAGUGGCUCAACGAAACAGUUGCGCAAGCUGUUAUCGAUAGUCUUUAUAUCUCCGUGAACAAUUUAACGACGGACUUAGUAGCCCCAGCUAUGUGUUUUCAAAAAUAAGGUUUCUUGUCGCUGUGCUAAAAGACAAGAUGUCAUAACGCAAGAAAAUAUAUGCAAACAUUUUACUGUCAAGGUUUCUACUCUUAGCAAUAAGAAGGCAUCAGAUAAAACUUCAAAGAGUAGUUUGAGAGAUGUGUUUGAGGCCGAUGUUGCGUGUUACGAUAAAAAUAUCUCAAAUAGUUUUCCUAUAAUUAAAAGAAAGCGCUUGACGUUGAUGUUGACGCCAUAUUGCCAAAAGAGACGGUCCAGCUUCAGUCUUGAAUUUGCUUUGUUAUCAGAAAAAUAUCCGUAAAGCUCAUGAGAAGAAGUCUUUGUUACUUGUAUAUUUAACUGAAAGUUACGAAAGUAAAUGGAAUAAAAUUGACCAUCUCUGUUUGUUACAGAACUUUUUUACAGAUCGAUUGAUGUUCUGAAAUUAUAUUGGCAACAGCGAAAAACAAGUUUCGCAUCAUUUGCAUAGAGGUCCAGUUUGUCGCUUAUGUAUCUUUAGGUUGCCUCUGAGUUUUACGGAUUUUAUUUCCUCCAUUUCCAAGUGAUUAACUGCUGUCCCUAAGUUCUACAAUUUUUUUUUAUUGAGUCGUUUUCAAAGCUUUGUAUAAGCUCACACUUUCCUUCAAUAUCAUACCAUCUAAUUAUCGCCCAAAGAACGACAUGUUUAUUUCACCCAUUAAAGAAGUGACAAAAUGGAUCUUUUAGGACAUAGGAGGCCCAUAUCGUAUUGUAAAACAAAAAACAUAGCCCAUGUCUUUGUGUUUGUCAAGGGAAUUCACUUUCAGUGCUAAUUUGAAAUUAAACUAAAACUUUGUUUACUGAAAUCAACAGCUGGUUGCGACGCACAUGUUCUUGUUUAAUUAUCAGGGUACUGAAUUAUCAUAGAGGAUCAGAAAGAAAAUUCCUUGGGAAAGAACCCUUGUCAAGGGAGGGAUUGACGCAUCUUCAGCGAUUAAGUUUUUCGUCUGAUUUUUCUGUCAGCUAAUCCUCCGUUGGUAAAUGAAAUGACUAAUUUGAAGCCGGAAUAAAAUAUUGAAUCUAUAGAGAGUAAUUAUUUUGCAAAAACCAAAUUUUUUCCAACCUAAAACGAGGCGGUGAAUCUGUGGUGGUUAACUUAUUUUUCCUAAUCUUUGACAGGGUAUUUUUAACAGUUGUUUCGUGUGUCACUGUGCGGUCAUCAAAUAUACGAUAAACGCAGGAAGUUUGGAGAGCUUGAAAGGUAGGCGGAAGUUACUUAACACGCAACCAAGAGUGAUUGUAGGUUCAUAAAUAAUAAAUGUUGUUUAUGUAGGUUUAACAAGGUGUAGUUAAGGAGGAGAACAAAUAGAGAACGUAAAAGAAACAGCGAAAAAUUGUUUCAGAAAGUAAUUUCCUGCUUUUCUUCUGUUUUGUUUCUCGUUUUGUCGGUACCCGAUGGAACUCUGGGAUUAAAAGAUACCAAGCGCGUUAGGCCAUCAUGGCUGGUGCAAAACAAUGGUUUCCCCGCCUCCUUUAUUUUCAGUUAACGCCUAUUUUUCUUAUCUUGUUGACCAAAGGGAUGAAGAAAGGAAAUGACAUCAUGGAGCGAAAUAGGCAAAUUAGACAAAACAGUUUCUGUUAAAAAAAUCAUCAUAACUUUCCUGACGAAAGUGAAAAAGCUGGUAGAGAACGAGUUUGAAAAAUCGAUGGCGCGCGGCAUAACAUCUUGGUACGGUUUUGUUAUUAAUAUCAGUCCGGGGACGAAAAACGGACAGGAAAAACCUGUCAUUACAAAUUGAUUCAAACAUUUAAAAAUACGUUUACAUAUGUGACCAAAAUUUAAAUUUGAAUUGUUUGAUGCAUUCGCAGAUUGUCUCAAAUCGCACUUUUCUAUGACCAAAUAAAAUCGCCAGCUUGAAAUUUUUAUUCCUAAUUUUUCAUGGCUACUAAUGAUACAAGUCUGAACUUCAUACGAAUAAUAUGGACACCAGGUUAGCACCCUAUCAGUAACAGUUUAUCUAGAUAAAAGGAGAUUGUUCGUCAUUCUUAUAAAAGAAUGAUACCACAGAUGUCUCUCCAUUUUCUACUUGUUGCCAUUUCAUACCUGAGAUGCUUCAAAGGUUCAAUUUUUGGACACAACAAACAAUUUUCUGACGUAUUUUAAACGAGUAAACACUGAUGAAGAAUUCUCAGUGUGUAUAAAUAUCAUUAAUUGAAGUAUGAGGUGUAAUUGAUCGUGGCUGGAUGUGGGCUGUUUAGACGACAUAUUACUCGUUGCAAUCUUAGAUAACCUACAACAAAUUUCACAAGAGUUGAAACACAGACGAAAACAAUUGAAGAACUGCUAUGCUCUCCUCUUUGUUGGUUGAUCUUCAACCAGAAUCAGUUUCAUACCUGAGGCAUCCCACAGCUGCAAAUUUCUGACGCAUUUUAAAUGAUUAAACGCGAGGGAGGAAGUCUUUAUGAAAGGUUUCAGUUAUCAUAGUUCGGUGUGUCCUGUUUAGACGAAAUAUUUCUCGUCGCAAGAACAGAGGAAACGAGUGCAGAAUUAUGUCGACAACAAAUUUCACCAGAGGUGGAACAAAGACAAAAACAUUUGAAGAACUGGUAUGCUCCCCCUCUUUGAUCAUGGAUGGGCUUCAAUCAGCAUCAGUUUCUUUCGCAGCAGUCAACAUUUUCCUCGCGGUCACAGCAUUUCUUGGUAAUUCUCUCAUCCUUAUUGCCCUUCACAAGGAAUCUUCCCUUCAUCCGCCGUCCAAACUCUUGUUACGCUGUCUGGCAACAACUGACCUGUUGGUUGGUCUUGUUGCUCAGCCUCUCCAUGUUAUUACAUUGAUGUCCGCGGUUCACGAACACUGGAGCCUUUGUGAUUACGCAAGAGAAGCAUCUUACAUUACAGGCGUAGCAUUAUGUGGAGUUUCUUUGCUGACGAUGGCGGUAAUAAGCGUGGACAGGCUUCUUGCCCUGUUGUUGGGGCUGAGAUACAAAGAGAUUGUAACUUUGAAGCGUAUUUAUAUCACUAUAGCAAGCUUUUGGGUUUUAUGUCUUGUCGCCUCUUUAUGCAUCAUUUUCGAUCAGCGUAUAACCAAUUUGUUUAUCUUGAUAUCGGUACCACUUUCGUUGCUUAUUUCACUCGCCUCGUACACAAAGAUAUUUCGCACUCUUAGACAUCAUCAGGCACAAGUUCAACAACAGCCGAGCCAACCAAAUGCACUGAACAUGGCGCGAUACAGAAAAGCAGUGCACAGUGCACUGUGGGUACAGUCAGUAUUAGUUAUUUGUUAUGCACCAUGCCCUUUUGUGGUAUUUGUAAUCACUUCUAGUACAACACAUUCAUCAACCUCAGUCGUCGCAAGGGAAAUAGCAGCUAUCCUUAUUUACUUUAACUCGACGUUAAACCCGUUUCUCUAUUGCUGGAAGAUUAGUGAGGUGAGACGAGCAAUGAAGCAGACAAUCAGACAAGCACUUUGCUGUCCAUGGAGUUAGACCAUCCUCGAGUU